Macrobrachium nipponense is the source of this 767-nucleotide messenger RNA. RefSeq names its product paraneoplastic antigen Ma6E-like. The record is from RefSeq and is a predicted model, not a curated record. Bases 145 to 648 code for a protein of 167 amino acids. The transcript has 2 exons. Lineage: Eukaryota; Metazoa; Arthropoda; Malacostraca; Decapoda; Palaemonidae.
AUUUUGGGGUUCCUGUAAAGGCGUUUGUUCGUUCACCCAUGACACCGAACGGUCGCUCCUAGCCGGGAUUUUGACGUAUAUAAGGCGCUGGAAGGACAUAGAGAGGCACAGUCCUUCCUCGGCCGGCGAAGAAAAGCAGACAACAUGAGAUUCCUGGUAUUUCUCUGCCUGGUAGCCAUGUGCUGCGCACGGCCCCACGCCGUUACUUCAGGAGCGGCAGCUGCAAAAGGACACUCCGCCUCAGCUGCUGACACCGGCGCGCAGGACACCGCCGGCGCUGCUGAGGCAACCCGCGCAGAGGUUUCAGGCGCUGAAGCCGAAGAAGCCGGUGAAUUUGGCGCUGAAGCCGAAGCGGGGGAAGUAGGCGAGGCCGGUGAAGCAGGCGAAGCUGGCGAAUACGGCGCUGAAGCUGAAGCCGGGGAAGCCGGAGAACUUGGUGCCGAAGCCGAAGCCGAAGCUGGAGAAGCCGGUGAAUAUGGAGCUGAAGGCGAAGCCGGUGAAGCAGGAGAAGCCGGUGAAGCCGGUGAAGCAGGAGAAGCCGGUGAAGCCGGGGAAGCCGGUGAAGCAGGAGAAGCCGGUGAAGCUGAAGCUGGUGGUGAAGGCGAAGCUGGUGGAGAAGGGGGCGAGGGAGAAGCCGGUGCAGCUUAAAUAAGGGGAGGGACUGUGAACCUUAGUUUGUAAGUUUUGAAUAUUUUCAUAUUUUAUGACGAGACAAAUAUAAUUAUUAUCUGUUAUGAACGAAUUCAGUAUUAAAUAAUAGUUACGGA